This is a messenger RNA of Symbiodinium sp. CCMP2456, 3912 nucleotides long. NCBI's taxonomy places the organism in Eukaryota, Dinophyceae, Suessiales, Symbiodiniaceae. The record is from the annotation of a GenBank genome assembly.
AUGGACGCUGUGUCCUGGCGUAGAUCCUGGGAGAGCUUCUCCGUGUACGAUGCUGGCAAGGGCGAGAUCGCUUUGCACUGCGACGUCUUCAAUCGCUUUGUCCGCAUGCGGGAUAUUGAUAAGGUGGAUGCCAGCGGCGCUUCCAAGACUCUUCCGGCCGGCUGGACGUGGGAGCGCUUCAAGCCCGUCCAGGUCCUCCUCAAGCCCGGCAGCGAGAUUGCUCUGCACAACUCGAUCUUCAAUCGGUUCAUGCGAAUGCACGGUGACGCCAACAAGAUGGAUUCCUCAGAUGUGAAGAACAUCAAUGCGCUGCCCGAUGGGUGGACCUGGGAGCGUUUCAAGGUGGUCGAAGCUGGCUUCGGACAGGUCGCCCUCCACAGCAGCAUCCACAACCGCUUUGUGCGAAUGUGGGACGGGGACAUGGAUCGAAGUUCGAACAAGGAUGCCGGUGCCUUGCCGGAUGGCUGGUGGGCAGAGCGCUUCACAGUGGUUGACUGCGGCGGCGGCAAGGUCGCGUUCCAUAACGCACGCUUCAACCGCUUCGUUCGAAUGAACCAUGGCGACAUGGAUCGCAGCGCGACGAAGGCUGGGGAUGCGCUGCCCAGCGGAUGGACUUGGGAAUGCUUCACACCCAUUGAGGCGUUUACUUGCAAGACUGGAUCUGGCAGUAGCUGCAGGAGUUGCGUUGCACCCGGCUCGCGAACCGCCACGGACCACUGCAACAGCUGCAACGCCGGCUAUGCUCUCGUUGGCAGGGUGUGCAAGAGCGAGCACGCCGUGACCAGCGCUCCGUCGGCGAGAGGCGACGACAAGACCACCACAGCGACGUGCCCGGCUGGCAUGUACAUCAAGAAGUGCGAGGUGAUCAAGGUCGGAUCUGGAAAUCUGGCAGACGGUGCCGUGGUCAGCGACGAUGCAACGAAGUGUACCGCACAGAGCACGUUCCCAGACAUGCGCGUGAAGGCCAAGGCCUCCUGCAGCACCAAGAAGACCUACGCCAUCUCAACUCCUACGUGGCGGACAGGUACCAAGACGGCUUCCUGUGCCAAACCUCUGUCCUGCAACUGUCGAUCUGCGUGGAGAGUCAAGGAUCAGUGCUGGUCUGGCCACCAGACGGCUGCCACCUUUAACCCUUCGCAGGGCAAAUGCACUCGAAAGUCCGGCAGCAAGGGCAUUCAGGUCACGGCUGUGUGCGAGGUCCUGGCAUGCAGCACUGGCGCGAACGCCGGCUGCAAGAGCUGCGUCGGGGAAAGGGACCGCCAGGUGGUGAACCAUUGCGCGUCGUGCAACCCGGGGUACUAUUUGGACGGCGGUGUCUGCAAGGCCUAUUCCUGCCACAAGACACUCGGCUCGGGCUGUGCCAGCUGCCGCGCUCAGAACCAGCGCACGGCGCACAACCAAUGCGCCAGCUGCAACUUCGGUUGGGCGCUGGUGGGCACGCAGUGCAAGGAUGAUCACGUCGUUCUCAGUGGGUUUUCGGGCAGCCGCGAUGACGACACCACCGCAGCCACUUGCCCUAACGGCAUGUACGCACACAAGUGUGAAGUUGUGGAAGUGCAGGGAGCAGGAGGUGGCCGAAGGCGCCGCCGCGGACAGAACAGCAAGCUCGGGGAUGGCCUGGAUGUGCCGAACGCGCAGACCUGCACAGCGAUUACCACCACGGGCGUCAAGCUGAAGAGCAAAGCCCACUGCAGUACCACCGAGACGGUCAUUGCAGACAGCGGCAGUCGAUGGAAGAAGGGCUGGGUCGAGGUUGGAUGCAGCAAGGGUGAUGCGGUCAGCUGCACCUGCUGGUCUGCAUGGCGAGUCAACGAUUACUGCAAGGCGGGUCCAAACAACAAUGGCUGGGCCGCCACGUUCAAGCCGAUCCGCGGGAAGUGCAAGCGCUUCUCUCCUGGCGGUGGACACAGAAUCAAGGUCCACGCUAUCUGCUCCAUGGAGCGAUGCAGUAGCUUCGCAGGAUGCCCGGAUGGUUAUCAUUCCAAGCCUCUGACAACCAUCGGUUCCAGUGUGGAUGGUUGCUGUACGCCAGCAGCCUGUCCAGCUGGCUCCACUGGCACAGACGUUCCAAGUGGCUGCACAUGCUCCGCAGGCUACACUGGCUCCAUUGCUGUCAGCGGCAAGUCUCCAUUCUACACAGGCAGCUGCGCUGCUGUGGAUUGCCCGGACAACUCCGAGGGCAGCAACGUGCCGAGUGGCUGCGCGUGCAAAGCAGGCUACUCGGGCAAAAUCACCGCUACGAGCUCUUCUCCGUUCUACAGCGGCACCUGCGUUGAGACCUGUGCGCUCUUCACCUGCCCCAAAGGCUACAAGCCCAAAGCCAUCACAACAGUGGCGAACUCUCUCAGCGGCUGCUGCGAGCCAGUGGAUUGCCCUGCAGGAUCCUCCGGCACUGCCGUGCACAGCGGUUGCAGCUGCGACGCCGGCCACUCCGGCACCAUCAGUGCAACAAGCUCCGCUCCGUAUUUCUCCGGGACGUGCUCAACUGUGGCGUGCCCCGACAACUCUGAAGGGGCUCACGUGCCAUCGGGCUGCACCUGCAACGCUGGCUAUUCCGGCGCCAUCAAGGCCAGCAAGGCGUCCCCUUUUUACACGGGAUCCUGCGCAGCGGUCGCGUGUCCAGCAGACUCUUCGGGCAAGGACGUGCCCAGCGGCUGCAGCUGCAAUGUUGGCUUCUCCGGCAAGAUCAAGUCAUCGGCGACGUCGCCAUUCUACACGGGCAAAUGCGCGGCCGUGGACUGCCCUGCUCACUCUUCCGGCAGCAACGUACCUGCGGGCUGCGCCUGCGACGCCGGGUUCAAGGGAUCCAUCACGGCAGCUGCAUCAAGCCCGUUCUACAGCGGCAAGUGCGAGGCAGUCGCGUGCCCCAAGCACUCCACAGGAGCUGACGUUCCUAGCGGCUGCAAAUGCAAGAACGGCUACAAGGGUCAGAUCAAAGCCGCGACGGCUUCGCCGUUCUUCACCGGCAAAUGCACACCAGUGGGCUGCCCCGACAAUACCGAAGGCAACAAUGUGCCUGGGGGAUGCGACUGCCUCGCAGGCUUUUCCGGAGAAAUCGAGGGCGAUGAUUCGAGGCCCUGGUACACCGGCAAGUGCGAAGCGCAAGCCUGCCCUGCGGGCUCUUCCGGCACAGACCUUCCCAGUGGCUGCACCUGCGAUGCUGGCUACUCCGGGAGUGUCACGGCAGUGAAGACCUCGCCCUUCUACAGCGGUGGCUGCACAGCCGUGAGCUGCCCAGCCAACUCCAAGGGCAGCAACGUUCCGUCCGGAUGCACCUGCAAUGCUGGCUAUGUCGGCAGCAUCAGUGCGGCCAGCAGCUCGCCGUUCUACUCCGGCUCGUGUGUUGCCACCUGCAGCCUCUUCAGCUGCCCCAAGGGCUACCAGCCCAAAGCCGGCAGCACCGUCGGAAACGACCUGGCCACCCGGCUGAGGUUCUACCACAGCACCUGCGAGGCUGUGGCCUGCCCCGCCUUCUCCACGGGCAAGGAUGUCGCCUCCGGCUGCACCUGUGACGCAGGUCGAGUGCCCGGCCCACUCCACGGGAACGGUGCCCAGGGGCUGCAAGUGUCAUGCCGGCUACUCCGGCACCAUCUCGGCCACCUCUGCGGCGCCUUUCUACAGCGGCAGCUGUCAGCCUGUAGCAUGCCCUGCUCACUCAACAGGAAGCAACGUGCCGAGCGGCUGCGUGUGCAAUGCCGGUUACGCAACUUGGCGCGGAGUUUUGGCCGGGGUUCAACGGAAUUCAACCAAAGAUCAGGAAGUCUCAGUCUCAGCGCUGCUAAUUGGCCAAAUGAAACUUGUGACGAAAAAAGCCUGGCCGCGCAUCCAAGGCGGGCAAGAUCACGGCGUCUUCGCAGCUGGGCCAAGAGUAUGUGUCAAUGCGGGUAUGAGGAAGUUCCACUUGGAAUGUAG